Lachancea fermentati is the source of this 1356-nucleotide messenger RNA. NCBI's taxonomy places the organism in Eukaryota, Fungi, Ascomycota, Saccharomycetes, Saccharomycetales, Saccharomycetaceae. The record is from the annotation of a GenBank genome assembly.
AUGGUCUCUAAUCAAAAGAUAAGGCAUGCUAUACUGAGGGCCACGGAUGCCAAACUGAGAUCGGAUAACUGGCAAUAUAUUCUCGAUGUUUGUGAUCUGGUAAGGGAUGAUCCAGAGGAUGGUGGCGCUUACGCAAUAGAAGUUAUUGAGGAAAGACUGGGGCAGCCAGACGCUAAUGUAAUAUUGAGAACUUUAUCUUUAGUGGUAUCAGUUGCAGAAAAUUGCGGCUCUCGGUUGCAGCAAGCAAUUAGUUCUAAACAUUUUACCACAGUGCUGUUUGACCUAGUAGAAAGUAAGACUACACAUCUGAUCGUAAAAAGGGAAGUCGCUAAAAUCGUUCAGCAAUUGAAGGAUUCAUUUAAAAGCGAUCCUUCUUUGAAGUAUAUUCAGGAUCUUUAUUUAAAGAUCAACUCCAAGGCACCUUACCUGCUGCAACAGCCUAAUGUACCUCAGAAGAAGGAGAUGAACGAUGACAACAAAAUUAGGGAAGAAAAGGAACUUGAAGAAGCUUUAAGACUGUCUCUUAUGGAGUACAGCCAGAAAAAAGAGCAGGAACAAACACCCGUAGAUUAUCAAAGCGCAAAUCAGAAAGAAGCCCAAGACUCGUUGCCCCCUACUACGCAGACAAUUAUCAAGAAGGUGAGGGCAAUGUACGAUCUCAACGCUCGCGAACCUGAUGAGCUUUCUUUUAAAAAGGGUGAUGUUAUUACGGUUAUUGAACAGGUUUAUCGUGACUGGUGGAGGGGGACCUUGCGAGGUAAAGUUGGAAUAUUUCCCUUGAACUACGUUACCCCUAUAACAGAGCCAACAGCGGAAGAAAUUAGACGAGAAUUAUGUGAGGAACAACAAGUCUUGGGACAGAAGCCGAAUAUUGAAAGAUUGCAGCAUGUGAUGAGAACGUCAAAUGGUGAUGUUCGGAUAACGCAGAGUGAAGAGGUUAAUAAUUUGUACGGAACGGUGACACCGCUUAGACCUCAAAUUACCAAAUUGAUAGGAAAGUAUGCUCAAAAAAAGGAGGAUUUAUCAUCACUCCGCCAAAUUCUUGCUAAUGCAGAAGCCACUUACAAUCAACUGCUGGAUCGAGCAGCGCAUGCUUACACCCCAAAUUUAGCUCAAGAUCCUUCCGCCGGCAAUCCUGGUUUUACGAAUCCACCAUAUCCUAUUCAUCAGCAGUCAUAUUUGUACCCUAAUCCGAGCCCUGUGCAAUCCCAAUCUGGUGUUCCGCAUGGUCAGGCAGUAAACUCUUUUCAUUAUUCACAGAAUUCUGGGCUUAAGGCAAAUGGAAGAAAUGAAAAUUUUAAAAAAGGGGCAUACGAAUUACCUUAUCCAAUGAGUAAUCAAAAUACGGGUUUGUAG